Anguilla rostrata (American eel) is the source of this 1963-nucleotide messenger RNA. RefSeq names its product glutathione synthetase-like. Gene Ontology annotation, biological process: glutathione biosynthetic process. The record is from RefSeq and is a predicted model, not a curated record. Bases 366 to 1826 code for a protein of 486 amino acids. The transcript has 13 exons. NCBI's taxonomy places the organism in Eukaryota, Metazoa, Chordata, Actinopteri, Anguilliformes, Anguillidae. Gene Ontology annotation, cellular component: cytosol. Gene Ontology annotation, molecular function: ATP binding; glutathione binding; glutathione synthase activity.
AAUGGGCAUCCAAAACCGACUCGUUUAGUAGGGCGGCAUGUCACAUUACGAGACCAGACACAAGUUCAUACAAACUAGGAUCUGGCCAAAAAGAACAAAAGAAAGACUCCGAGGCUACCCACGCAUUGGGUAAUCGGACCCAGGGCUUACCUUAGCCACAGCGAAAAGUAAAGACAAUAAACAAAGCCACGAUCCCCUUCCCCAAAACGACAACCAAAUAAACCUUAGCAGGAACUUGUAGAAAUUGCUACACAGGUCCUCCUCCCAGGUAUCCAUGCACAUGCGAAUGGGCGAGAUAGAAAAAGAAAGAAGCAAAGAAGGGUCGCAUGUAACAACUGUCAAGUUACCAGAAUUUGUUUUCAUGGAUGGCUUCUAAGACGGUUCCGGAGGACGGGUUUACGAAUGGAGCGCUGAUCACGGAAUUGGAAGCUGUGGCCAAAGACGCUGCCCUUCUGCAUGGAAUUUUAAUGAGGACAAAGGAGUCGCCAAAUUCGCCGGAGGUGGCGAGCUACUUCCCCUUCACCCUCUUCCCUUCCCCCGUGCCGAAAGUGUGCUUCGACCAGGCGCUCGCCGUGCAGACGCAUUUCAACCGGCUGGUGGACAAGGUCAGCCAGGACUCCAGAUUCCUGCAGGAGGCCCUGGCCAGCACUAUCAAAGUGGAUGAUUUCAUCGCAAGAUUGUUCGACAUAUACACGCACGUUCUUCAGGAGGGCUGCUCUCAGCCAGUCGCCGUGGGCCUGAAUCGCUCAGACUACAUGCUGGACCAGGGGCCCGACGGGAACCCGGCCCUGAAGCAGAUCGAGAUCAACACCAUCGCAGUCGGCUGCGGCGGGGUGUCCUCGCGGCUUCCGGCCCUCCACAGGCACAUUCUGAGGGUCGCUGGCCGAGCGGAAGAGCAGAAAAUGAUCCAGGACAAUAACCCGGUGGCAGGGAUCGCCAAGGCCCUGGCCAUGGCCUGGAAGCUGUAUGACCGUGAGAGGGCCGUGGUCAUGUUUCUGGUGGCGGAUUCUGAGUUAAAUAUCUACGACCAUCGAUGUGUUGAGAAUGAGCUGUGGAACAGGGGUAUUCCAGUCAUACGAAGGAGGUUCGUGGAUGUGUGUAAGACAGGGUCUCUGGACCAGGACAAGAGGCUGUUUGUAGAUGGCCAAGAGGUUGCAAUAGUGUACUUCCGUAGUGGGUUCAUGCCACAGAACUACACGGAACAGGGCUGGGGGGCCCGGCUCAUGGUGGAGCGCUCUCUGGCGCUCAAGUGCCCCGACAUCGCCACCCACUUGGCCGGAACCAAAAAGGUCCAGCAGGAGCUGGCCCGCCCCGGGGUCCUGGAGAAGUUCUUUCCGGAUGACCCGGAGGCUGUGGCUCUGAUCCAAGCAACGUUUACUGGACUUCACACUCUGGACAUGGGAGAGGAGGGAGACAAGUCUGUGGCCAUGGCCUUGGCAAACCCGGACCAGUACGUCCUGAAACCCCAGAGGGAAGGAGGGGGUAACAACGUCUACGGCGACGACAUCCGCCGGGCGCUGUCGGGAGCCGCGGGCGGCGCGGAAAGGACGGCCUACAUUCUGAUGGACAGGGUCCGGCCCCGCCCCUUCUGCAACUACCUGCUGAGGGGCGGCUGCCCCCUCGGACCCAGCGCGUGCGUGAGCGAGCUGGGCGUCUUCGGGGCUUACGUGAGCCGUUUGCCGUGCGUUUGUGCUCUUCCACACAGACAGGGGAAAGAUAUGCUGCUCAAUGAGUGCGUGGGACAUCUUCUCAGAACCAAGAGUGCAGAAUGUUCCGAAGGAAGUGUGUUCGUAGGGGCGGCCCUGGACACCCCGCUUCUAGUCUGACCCGCCUCCUGGAGGAUCGGCCGCCUGUUGGAACAGCGUACCAGAAAUACCUCGAAGAGCCUUUCCACCUAAUGUGCUGCUCUAUGCUACAAAUAAUACAUUAAAAAAAAAACUUUCAUCAAUGCAUAUUUUUGGUG